AUGCCUAGUGCCACUGGAAAAGACUGGGAAAAGUAUAAGAAGUUCGCCGACGAAGAGGAGGACGAAAAGAAGAUUAUACCAUUAUCGGAAGAGUAUGUCUCCUUUCGGGGUGCUACCGAUCUAGCUUUUGUGAAUGUGAUGGGUGAAUGUGGUGAUGGAAACACGAUACUAAUGUGGCGCGAAUGGCAUUAACAGAGAUAUUCAAGUCCUUAAGACCUAUGGCGCCGCGCCCUAUGCUGCAUCAUUAAAGAAACUCGAGAAAGAUAUCAAGGACUUACAGACUAAGGUUAACGAAAAAAUAGGUAAACUUUAUCACAUCUAGAUGCGGAAGUGUAUUUAUGUUGAUUUGACCCCUCCUGAGUAUAGGUGUCAAAGAAUCCGAUACGGGGUUGGCCCCACCACAUUUAUGGGAUGUCAUGGGAGAUAAGCAGCGCAUGUCUGAGGAGCAGCCGUUACAAGUUGCGCGCUGUACCAAGAUCAUUCAGAGUGCGGAUGACCCGGAGAAGGCCAAAUAUGUGAUCAAUGUUAAACAGAUCGCGAAAUUUGUUGUUAACCUUGGAGAACGAGUGUCUCCAACCGAUAUCGAGGAGGGGAUGAGGGUUGGGUAAGUCAUUUCCCGGGCCUUUGCCGAGAAUGCUUUUUUUUUUAAUAUAAGAUGAAUGUUACAGUGUUGAUCGACAAAAGUACCAAAUUCUUUUGCCCCUUCCUCCUAGAAUCGACCCUUCUGUUACUAUGAUGACGGUCGAAGAGAAGCCUGAUGUUACCUACGGCGAUGUUGGUGGAUGUAAGGAGCAGAUUGAGAAGCUCCGUGAAGUCGUCGAGCUCCCCCUUUUAUCCCCCGAACGAUUUGUGAACCUUGGUAUCGACCCUCCUAAGGGUAUCCUUCUCUAUGGCCCUCCGGGAACCGGAAAGACACUCUGCGCACGAGCAGUUGCAAAUCGUACUGACGCUACUUUUAUCCGUGUUAUUGGUUCAGAGCUUGUACAGAAGUACGUUGGCGAAGGGGCGCGAAUGGUCCGUGAGCUUUUCGAGAUGGCCCGUACCAAGAAGGCCUGCAUCAUCUUUUUCGACGAAGUUGACGCUAUCGGAGGCGCCCGUUUUGAUGAUGGCGCCGGCGGCGAUAAUGAAGUUCAGAGAACCAUGUUGGAGCUGAUUACCCAGCUGGAUGGUUUCGACCCAAGAGGAAACAUCAAAGUCAUGUUUGCGACCAACAGGCCUAGUACCCUUGAUCCUGCUCUUCUCCGACCCGGACGUAUUGAUCGAAAGGUAGAGUUCAGUCUGCCGGAUUUGGAAGGGAGGGCAAAUGUUUUGAGAAUCCACGCAAAGAGCAUGAGCGUUGAGAGGGACAUCAGAUGGGAAUUAAUUUCCAGACUUUGCCCCAAUAGCACUGGAGCUGAAUUGCGAAGUGUGUGCACUGAAGCGGGUAUGUGCUGAGCCGAAUAUCCUUGAGUUCUUAUUAUUAUUGCAUUGCCUAAUGUUUGAAACCUCUAGGAAUGUUCGCUAUCCGGGCCAGGCGAAAGGUCGCGACGGAGAAGGACUUCCUGUCCAGUGUUGAGAAAGUCAUCAAGGGCAAUCUCAAGUUUAAUUCCACCGCCACUUACAUGCAGUAUAAUUAG
Tuber aestivum (summer truffle) is the source of this 1616-nucleotide messenger RNA. Lineage: Eukaryota; Fungi; Ascomycota; Pezizomycetes; Pezizales; Tuberaceae. The record is from the annotation of a GenBank genome assembly.